Messenger RNA from Myotis davidii, 3126 nucleotides. It is a transcript of the gene SERAC1, whose product is annotated as serine active site containing 1. The record is from RefSeq and is a predicted model, not a curated record. The transcript has 18 exons. The coding region runs from base 143 to 2065 and encodes 640 amino acids. NCBI's taxonomy places the organism in Eukaryota, Metazoa, Chordata, Mammalia, Chiroptera, Vespertilionidae.
AUUUACCACAGAUUUCCCAUGAACAAUGAGAAAUAUCAGAUGAAAUAUCAGUGGAAGUAUCAUUAGUGUGCUAAAGGAAACCUGUUCACCUAGAGUUCUAAAGCAGCUGUUUUAAGAAAGAAGGGGAAACAACAUUCACAGAAUGUCCCUGGCUGCUUAUUGUGUCGUCUGUUGUAGAAGAAUGGGAACCUCAACUCCUCCUCCAAAGAGCAGCACAUACUGGAGAGAUAUCAGAAACAUAAUAAAGUUUACCGGAUCACUUAUUUUAGGAAGUUCGCUAUUUCUUACAUAUGAACUUCUGGCCCUGAAGAAGUCUUUGACAUUAGAUACUCAAGUGGUAGAAAGAGAAAAAAUGAAGUCAUAUAUAUGUAUGCACACAGUUGUUUUAGAUAAAAGAGAAAAUCAUGGACUCAUUUACCAGGCGCGAAAAGAGCUUCACAAAACAGUAAGAAGAAUAUUGGCAACCUCGGCCAAGAUAUUACAGGGUCCAUUUGCUGACACUUUUAGCACAGUUGACAUGGAAGAUCAUGAAUGUGCCGCGUGGCUGCUCCUGAAGAGGAGCAGGUCGGGUGACAGGACGGCCCGAUUGCAGGCUGUGCAGGCCAUGUCGGAGGCCCACCACUGGAAUGAUUACCAGUAUAGGACAAUUGCUCAAGCCUGCGAUCUGAGAACGCGUAUUGGUUUGGCACGAAGCCAAGAGAGUGAUCUUCGCUUUUUUCUCCCUCCACCUCCUUUACCAGCUUUAAAUGAAGAUUCUUCCAUUGAAGAAGAGCUCAGACGCUUGCUGGCUUCUUUACCUCAAACGGAGCUGGAUGAGUGUAUCCAGUAUUUUACAUCUUUGGCUCUGAGUGAAAGCAGUCAGAGUCUAGCGGCUCAGAAGGGUGGCUUAUGGUGUUUUGGAGGAAAUGGACUUCCUUAUGCUGAGAGCUUCGGAGAAGUUCCUUCAGUGACCGUGGAAAUGUUCUGUUUAGAAGCUUUAGUAAAGCAUUCGGAGAUACCCACACAUUGUGAUAAAAUCGAAGCAAGUGGAGGCUUGCAACUACUUCAGAAGAUGUACCAACUACACAAGGACUGCCCCAAAGUACAGAGAAAUAUAAUACGUAUCAUUGGAAAUAUGGCUUUGAACGAACAUCUUCAUUCAACUAUAGUUCAAUCAGGCUGGGUUUCCUUACUGGCAGAAGCACUGAAGUCUCACCACAUUGUGGAGGCCUCACACGCCGCCAGAACCCUGGCUAACCUAGACCGAGAGACGGUGCAAGAAAAGUACCAGGACGGCGUGUACGUGCUUCACCCCCAGUGUCGCACAAGUCAGCCCAUUAAAGCAGAUGUCCUUUUUAUUCACGGCCUUAUGGGAGCAGCAUUCAAGACGUGGCGUCAACAGGACCAGGCGCUAACUGAAAAGGUUUCAGGGGAUGAAACCAGGUAUACAACAUGUUGGCCCAAGACAUGGUUAGCAAGAGACUGUCCCGCUCUCCGAAUUAUCUCUGUGGAGUACGACACCAGCCUUAGUGACUGGAGAGCGAGGUGCCCGACAGAAAGAAAAUCCAUUGCAUUCAGGAGCAAUGAACUUCUUCAAAAACUCCGAGCUGCUGGUGUUGGGGACAGGCCGAUGGUUUGGGUGUCACACAGCAUGGGGGGUCUUCUUGUCAAGAAGAUGCUGUUGGAAGCGUCUCAGAAUCCAGAGAUGAGCACUGUUAUAGACAACACCCGAGGGAUAAUCUUCUACAGCGUCCCUCACCACGGGUCCCACCUGGCCUCAUUGGAAGUCAAGGAACUCAGCAAGGAUUCUCCUGCGCUUAAGGCACUACAGGAUGACUUUCUGGAGUUUGCUAAAGACAGAAACUUCCAGGUGCUGAGUUUCGUCGAGACCCUGCCAACCUCCAUUGGGAGCAUGAUUAAACUCCACGUGGUGCCCGUGGACUCAGCAGAUUUAGGCAUUGGAGAUCUAAUUCCUGUGGAUGUGAACCACCUGAACAUUUGUAAGCCAAAGAGAAAGGAUGCCUUUUUGUACCAGCGUACCUUACAAUUCAUCCGUGAAGCUUUAGCCAAAGACCUUGAAAACUGACCAUUACCUUCCAUUUUUCAUGUGAACACAGUGCAAGAAGCUCGGUGGUCUCUUUCGAAGCACUCAUGCAAACACAGCCGCUGUGGCAUCAGCGUGGUCUGGAGCAUGUUGCAGGCAACAGAACACUGCAAAGCACAAACGCAGAAGUGGCGAUCAAAGAAGGAAGGGCUGACGGAUUCUUUCCAUUUCAAGGAGCUCCAUGUGUGCAGUUUAUGCUGUGCAGUGUCGUCCCUGGUGAACAAGCUGCUGUGGGUAGAGAAUACCUUUUGUCACCUGUGACCGUCUAUAGCUUACCCUUGCGGAGCACUGAUGGCUUCUGAAGGGAUAGCGAAUCGUCAGCUUACCAUAACAAUGCUAUUGGGAGAGUACCUAGAAUGGGCAGGAGAACGAUCUAGAACAUAAGACUGUUUUUGUUCUGGGAUUCCAUGUGCUGUAAAUUUUUACUAACAUGUAAGUAUAAACCUUUGUCUAACAUGUUAACUGUUAGACCUGUUGCCAGUCAUGGCUCAGUUCCUUGUAUGUUUUUAUUUUCAUAUGGCUGAGAACAGAUAUUUCUCUUCAAAAAAUCUAGCUUACAGAAAUUCUUAACAGACUUUAGCUACCUAUACUUGUAUUUUUCUCAGAUAAAGUAGCUAAUCCAUUAUUGAUCACAGUGUGAAUAAAACUAUCUAAGCCAUUACAUAGAUUAGUAAUACUUAGUAUCAAGAUUCUCAGGUUUUCUUGAGGCCAAGUAAAAUAUCCCUUUCUUUCCUGCUCCUUUGACCUCCAGCAAGUGAGAAAUAGGAAAUCAUGUUGACUUUUUCUAAAUAAUGGUAUUAUUGAAAUAUACACAUUUCAUAAUAUUUACCCUCUUAACUCAAGGUCGUUUAUUUUUAGUAUAUUUACAGAGUUGUGCAAUCAUUGCCACUGAUCUCAGAACAUUUUUCAUCCCCCCAAAUAACCCCAUAACCCGUAGCAAUCACUCCUCACCUUGUCUCCCCCCAGCCCUGGAAAACACUAAUCUACUUCGUCUCUAUGGAUUUGCCUAUUUUGGACUUUCAUAUAAAUGGAAUUAUACACUA